GAUCGACUCAUGGGAUGGUUAUAUUACUGGGCGGUAGAUGAAGUUGCGCACCCUCUUCACAAACACGUAGUUUGCAGAUCAGAUUCUGAUAGCCAAAUAUGGAGACGAAAAGAGCGCAGGAGAACAAGAGCAGUAGGGCAUUUUUGAAAUAAGAUAGUGUGUUAAUGCAUGGGGAAAGUGAGGUCGAAAGAGAGAGAGAGAAAUUAAGCUAUUUCCUUCUGCCCUUGAGCGCGUAGGACAAAACGGAUAUCGUAAAAAGUAGGGGAACAUGAAUAGACGCAGUGCCAUUCCUGAAAAAGUAUUGAAAUGUGAUAUAUUUAGAAGAAGUCAUCUAUUUCGCGUACGGGAUGCAGUCGGUAUCAUCCUAACAAAGCACUGCUUUCCUCAAAAGUGUCAAACAGAAGAGAAACAAACAGAAGGGGAGAGCAUCUCAUCUAAUCCUCUUACUGAAGGGAAUACAGUUAAAUACAGUGACGUUAAGCUUCUUUUUAACGACGAAACAAGGUGCGACGGCAGGCUUCAGAAUGCUGACAACACUUUUGCAAAGGGAUGCACCCAUGGCAGAAUAUAAACAUGCCUACCCUCUCGGAGCAAUUUGCCAAAGAUGGAGCCUGUAAACCCAUCAUUUGAAUGACAUUAAACUCAACAAAAUCUCAUCAAGAGGGAGCUUCUGAGUGGACAGCGGGAAUAUUCUAAAUGGUAUAGGACACUCAUGGACAUGCGACUGCUUUUAGUGUGACUUACCUGGAGUGCCAAAGGUGUAUGAUCUGAGCAAGAUUUGCAUGUCACCAAUAUCAAACACAACAGGCUCCUUUUACCGUGCAACUAACUAUACUUUAAAGGGAUGCUUUCAUUGAUGUAAUUUCAAUUUAGGACAACACAUAUUUCGAAACUGAAGUACAUGUAGCUUAUUUGGGAAGGCAUAGGCCUAGAUUUGUAUAGACAUCCAGCAGAGUUAGGUCGUAUCCUACAAGCGGCAGGUGUCUCAACAUGAAAACCUCAAAACAGAUUCGAAGUUGAUCCUCUUUGUGUGUGGACCGACGGUGGCACAUCUUGCCUCCCUCCGGACACUCGGUCUUGGACCAUGGAUGUGGUCUCUACGAGUGCCAUGUUCUCACAGGUGGUCUUUCUUCUGCACUUUGUGACUUUGACACUUGGCCAGUAUGACAUAUGCAAGAGUUUGGUUAGUAUGGAUAAUGGACAAACAUGGGAGUUUUACGCAUGCCAGCCCAAACCCACGGCUAUGAAAGAGUUCAUGCAAAUUACGGUGGAUCCCCCCGGCAUCACUUGCGGCAAUCCCCCGGAGAGGUUCUGUACUCUGGAGAACCCGUACCUGUGUAGUGACGAAUGUGACGCCUCCAACCCGGACCUGGCUCACCCUCCCCAGCUGAUGCAGGACCGUGAGAGCAGCGGCCUCAUCACCUACUGGCAGACGGUGACGUGGAGCCGCUACCCGGAGCCCCUGCUGGCCAACAUCUCCCUGGCCUGGAACAAGAGCUUGGAGCUGACCGAUGACAUCCAGGUCACUUUCGAGUAUGGCCGCCCCACCGUCAUGGUGCUGGACAAGUCCCUGGACAAAGGGCGCACCUGGCAGCCCUACCAGUUCUACGCCGACGACUGCAUGGACGCCUUCGACAUGCCCGCCAAGCGGGUGCAGGACCUGUCGGCGACAAACGUGACUCGGGUCAUCUGUACCGAGCAGUACUCUCGCUGGGUGGGCUCCAAGAACGAGAAGGUGCUGCGCUUCGAGGUGAUGGCGCGCUUUGCUAUCUUCGCAGGGCCCAAGCUGCUCAAUAUGGACAGUCUGUACACACGCAUGGAGAGUAUGAAGGGCCUGAGGGACUUCUUCACCUUCACCAACCUGAGACUGAGGCUGCUGAAGCCGGCCUUGGGGGGAACCUACGUCCAGAGAGACAACCUUCUCAAAUACUUCUACGCCAUAUCCAACAUAGAUGUACCAGCCAGGUGUAAGUGUAAUCUCCAUGCUGGCCAGUGCACCUUUCGGGAGGGCAGCCUGCAGUGUGACUGUGAGCACAAUACGACAGGCCAGGACUGCACUCGCUGUGAGAGGGGCUUCAAAGCCAAAUCAUGGAAACCUGGAUCCUACCUACCCACCCCCAACGGAUCCCCCAAUACCUGUGAGGCUGCUGGGACUCUUGGCAACACCAGCAGCUUCACUGACACAGUGACAGCUGUGGUGGGUCCCACAUCCAGCACGCAGCUCAGGGACUCCCUCACCAACACACCAGUGUUGCUUGUGGCAACUGACCAAACCUCCACUAUACCAGCCACUGUGCCAGCCUCUGCCAGUCCCGACCAGACAGAUAGCCCAUCGUUAAACACAGUGACCUCGCCACCCCUGGAGGUAACACCCCCCACAACCACAGUGAAAGUGCAGCCGAAAGUUACUCAAUCAUCUGAAGCAGCUGACGUCACAUUUGAUGCAACCAUUCCAACAUCAGAUGGAUUUACUCAAACACUAGACAGCACAAUGACAACCUCUUACACAGUGACUUCUGACACCAGUCCCACAGCAUCUGACACCAGUACCAAAGCAUCUGACACCAGUACUACAACAUUUUACACAGUGACUCCAACAUCUGACAUAUUUACCACAACUUCUGGCACCGUUACCUCAGCAUCUGAUGUAUUCACUUCGACAUCUGGUGUGCCCUUUCUGGCAUCGGACACAGUUACUCCAGUAUCUGAUAUAGUAACACCACUAAUAAAUGGAUUUACCUCAGCACCUGAUGCUGAUACCUCAGUAUCUGCUACAUUUAUUCCAGCAUCUAAUGGAGAUACACUCGCCUCUGACGUGGCUACUUCAGCAUCUGAUGGAGUUAUUUCAAUACCAGGAGCAGUUCCACCACCUCCCGACACUGUUACUUCAGAACCUGAACCUCUUUCCCGGGCACUGGGUGGAGCUACCACCCAAGUACCAGACAAAUCUACACCUGAUGCUGCUACCCUAGCUCUUGAUAUAGUUGCGCCUGAUGCAGCUGUUCCAUCCCCUGACACAGAUACCUUAACAUCUGAUGAUCCUACCCAGGCACCUGAUGUAGUUACUACAGCUCCAGACUCAUCUUCAGCAACCCCAUCUCCUGACACAAGUGAUCCAGCUCCCGAUUCAGUUGAUCCAGCCCCCGAUUCAGUUGAUCCAGCCCCCGAUUCAGUUGAUCCAGCUCCCGAUUCAGGUGAUCCAGCUCCCGAUUCAGUUGAUCCAGCCCCCGAUUCAGUUGAUCCAGCCCCCGAUUCAGUUGAUCCAGCCCCCGAUUCAGUUGAUCCAGCUCCCGAUUCAGGUGAUCCAGCUCCCGAUUCAGGUGAUCCAGCUCCCGAUUCAGGUGAUCCAGCUCCCGAUUCAGGUGGUCCAACUAAUGAUACUGGCGAUAGUGAGAAAGGGGAAAAUAAAGAAGAAAAUGUUAAACAGGAAACAGUUACCCCCAAAACUGAAGCCAAAUGGGAAAGCAAAGGAAAGGUGAAAAAGAAAGAGACAAAAAAAGCGGUUGUCAAACUGUUGAUUCCUGGUGGGUCCAAAUACAGCCAGUCUAAGGUUGCAUACAUCCAGUUUCAAGACUGUGAGUGCUAUGGCCACUCGAACCGCUGCAGUUAUAUUGACUUUAUCAACAUCGUGACUUGUGUCAGCUGCAAACACAACACUAGGGGGCAGAAUUGUCAGCACUGUCGACUGGGAUACUUCCGGAAUAUCUCUGCCGAGCUGGACGAUGACAACGUUUGUAUAGAGUGUAACUGUAACCAGCUGGGGUCCUUCCACGCCCGCUGCAACGAGACGGGGUACUGCCAGUGUAGGGAUGGCUCCACUGGGCCAAAGUGCGAGGACUGCCUGCCUGGAUACAGCUGGAGACAAGGCUGCUCUCCCAACGUCUGCGACGACGACAUGCUGCUGUGCCAGAAUGGAGGCACCUGCUUCCAGAACCAGAAGUGUCUGUGUCUGCCAGAGUACAAGGGCCUGCUGUGUGAGCAGCUGCUCUGUGAGGGAGAGAGGGGCUGCAGCAGUGCCUCUGCCUCCUACCUCAGCCUGGUUGCCAUGCUGAGUUGCCUUCUAGCCAACACCCUGCUUAGACUAGUCACUGCUUGCUGAGCUACACCCGGGACAGCUGGAGUACACCUGGCUACAUUUUUGGGACCCGCCAUUCGCAGUGCUUAGCUCAGUCUAACUGUGCUGUUGCAUUCUGGGAGAGUGUUUGAGGGCUCCAGCCCCCCUGUCACCUUCGCCACGAUGAGACAGAGAGAGUUACUCUCUCUCUAUGAAAGCCAGUGCUGAAAGAACUUAUACCAAAAAAACUAAAUCACUAUCUUAGAAAAGUUUAGAGCGAAUUGUAUUGUCGUACAUCUAAGUUUGUUCUCACUGAAAUACUGCACUUACCCAACUUGCUUUCUGAACAGAGAUGGCUGUAAUCACUGCUGAGGCCUACUAAUGCCAAGUUUAUCUUACUCUCAAAUUCACAUUUCCUUACUUUGCUGCAUAGUUUAUUUGUUUCCUGGAACAAUCAUUGAACUGAAAAGUGGAGAAAAAGUAAACCAUUUUUUUUUUUUUUACCAGAGUUGAUGUUUCAGUAGCUUGUGGUGGAGAAUCAAUUGUCACAUGGAAAUCAUGAAGCAACGAGAGAGAGUAUAACCUAUCCAAAUCAAACAAAUCUAUGUAUGAAUAUUUUUUUGUAGAAAUUGUUAUUUUUGUUCCAAGUAAACGUUAUCAUUCUGAAGAAAAUGACCCACGAUGAGCUUUUUAUUAUUGUAAACCUUCCUGAGAAUGUGACUGUUAGAUGCUGUUCCUGAUGCCAUUGCAUACAGACAGUUGAAGGAAUAAAGCCUGAAGGUCUGAAAGUUGAAGAAUUCAGUCCAAGGUUUUAUCCAACACAAACACACACACACACACACACACACACACACCUAGCUUUAGAUAUUUAUUUUGACUUGUUGAGAUCACAAACGAGCAUUAUCACGUAUGUCUCUAACAAAACAUGUACAAUGCUAGAGCUACAAUUAGGUGCUUGAUUUAGGUCACACAAUAUGAAACCAUGACAUUGAUACUACAGUAUUAUGAUAUGAAACCGUGUCAUUGAUACUACAGUAUUAUGAUAUGAAACCAUGUCAUUGAUACUACAGUAUUAUGAUAUGAAACCAUGACAUUGAUACUACAGUAUUAUGAUAUGAAACCAUGACAUUGAUACUACAGUAUUAUGAUAUGAAAGCAUGACAUUGAUACUACAGUAUUAUGAUAUGAAACCAUGACAUUGAUACUACAGUAUUAUGAUAUGAAACCAUGACAUUGAUACUACAGUAUUAUGAUAUGAAACCAUGACAUUGAUACUACAGUAUUAUGAUAUGAAACCAUGACAUUGAUACUACAGUAUUAUGAUAUGAAACCAUGUCAUUGAUACUACAGUAUUAUGAUAUGAAAGCAUGACAUUGAUACUACAGUAUUAUGAUAUGAAACCAUGUCAUUGAUACUACAGUAUUAUGAUAUGAAACCAUGACAUUGAUACUACAGUAUUAUGAUAUGAAACCAUGUCAUUGAUACUACAGUAUUAUGAUAUGAAACCGUGACAUUGAUACUACAGUAUUAUGAUAUGAAACCAUGUCAUUGAUACUACAGUAUUAUGAUAUGAAACCGUGACAUUGAUACUACAGUAUUAUGAUUUUCUAUGUAUCCUUAUCCUGAGCAUCAGAAACCUGGUAUGCAAGGGAUAUCAUUACGGGAUAUUUGUCAUGAAAUUCUGUUUUGAAACUGUGCAUAUCCAAAAUGAACAAGAUCACAGCUCUGGAUUUUAGCAGCCAAUGAUUUGUUGGAUGACAGUUUUGAAGCACAAAAUAAUUGAGAGACACUACAAAUCCUCAAUGGAAGAAGAGCACCGCAG
Salvelinus fontinalis (brook trout) is the source of this 5876-nucleotide messenger RNA. Its product is annotated as netrin-G2-like. Bases 1085 to 4099 code for a protein of 1004 amino acids. Lineage: Eukaryota; Metazoa; Chordata; Actinopteri; Salmoniformes; Salmonidae. The record is from RefSeq and is a predicted model, not a curated record. The transcript has 13 exons.